AUGCCGUACGCGUUUCCUACAGACCUUCAUCAUGGUGACGUGAUUGAGUUGCCCGAGUUUCUUUUGGCGCUUCCAGAGGGCCGCGUGCAGGACCUUCCUGGCGGUCAGUUACCACCUGACAGGCAGGUGUGCUCGGAGGACCAGUCGACGGUGAUGCACUGGACGGAGAUUCCCAACGUUGACAUUUUACGUGCCGACGUCAUGUGUACGGAUGCUGUGCAGCGCUGGGGGCGUACUCUGGUGUGGCGGCGGAUGGCGCGUACAGCUCAGGGAGACGCACCGCCGCCACCUGAUCCAGUCCUACCUGCUCGGUAUCGUGUUAGCCGGGCUGAGCGAGCUGGUGCUGUGGAUGAGGACGGCGGUAGUGCUAGUGGAGCAGGCAGGCUGGUGGAUGAUGCGGCGGACGGAGCACUGGACGUGGAUGCUGGUGCUCAGGAGACUGGCGAUCCGGAUUUGACGACGGCUGGGCAGCAGCCCGAGCCCGAGCCCGAGCCCCAGCAGCUUCCACCGGAUCAACAGCCGCGCCCACCGCGGGUGCUGCCCAGAGCCUGCCCGGACGACCCCGCUAGUGUGGAGGUGCCCUAUUGCAUGCGUCUGGAGCCGGACCUGCCCAACCGCACUAUGCUGGUUGGCGAUGGUGCUGCAGAGCACAUAUUCGUAUGCAACAUCUGCCACAAAGCCCUUAGCGCCCGCCGAGUCCCUGAAGCUGCGCUGGCGCGCCUGGACCCUGGCGAUGUGCCGCGCGUCAACCAUCUGGGUGACCCUCUGCCGUCGCCCACUUUUUUGGAGGGGCAGCUUCUGGGUCGUGGUCGUAUCAUUCAGCAGCUGCUUAUCAUGUACCUCGCAGACCGGCCGCCAGAUGUCUUCCCCCGUGCCGUAAAGACUCACGGCAUUGGGGUCGUCAAUCCCGACCCGAAUCUGCUGCGAGGGCAGCUGCCAGCGCGGGCAUCCGACCUGGCCGGCGCUAUCACGGUCGUGUGUGUCGACCAGGUUCGCAGCCGGGCGGAGCUGCUGGAACGCGUGCGAAAGGCACCAGGUCUACAGGUGCGAGGGCAGGUCAUCGUCGCUUGGGUCCGUUUCUUACAGCACAACGACGAGGAGGAGCUGGCUAUCGAUGAGGACGCUCUGCAAGAGUACGAACGGAUGGGCUGUGCUGCAGGCGUGCCGGACGAAAUCUUGCAUGCCGCCCUUGCGCCGACGGAUCCAGAGGUGGCGAACGUUCUCCGCACCACCUUCCUGCACGACCGCACGGCUGCGGCACCUGACGCGGAUACUGCAGGACCCGUGCAACCUACGCUGGCGGAUCCGACCCCGACUGCAGUUGAUCCGGCAGCUGCCACUCUGGACGAACUGGAGCUGAUCCUGCCGCAGCCGUCGAAUGUUGGUGAUGAUGGCAGUGAAAUCGACCGCUUCCCAGGCCGAGUGGAGGACCUUCUGACUGGCCGCGCACGGAUUGCGUUUGCGGCUGGUGGUCGUGACAGCCACGUGCUGGAUGACCGUCAUCCCGCCAUCCUCACCCUUUGCUUCCCCCAGUCCUUCCCAUACGGCUUUUCUGGUCAGCGCCCCCGCGGCAUGUCUUUUCCGGCAUAUUGUCGCCACCUACUGCACCGCGUGCCGCGGACGCAAUUCGGCGGCAACCUCAUGCUGCUGGCACGCAUGUACGACAUCUGCGUGCGCCACGAAAGCAUGGCGCAGGUGGGAAUUACCAUGAACAUGCGGCCGCAUCUUGGUGAACCAGCGGCGCGUGUGCCGCGUGAUGUCAUCCGUGCUAUGGGCACCAUACUGGCGCUGCCGUAUCGGCACUCGCAGCGGCGGCAGCUGCUUACACAGCAAUCACCGCUGGUUAAGGCGCUGGUGGAGGGGGCCCGCCUCAGUACUUUGCGCCUCGACCUUACGGACGCAUAUUACAACGGCGCCCGCUCCAAAAUGCGUGCAGCCGCCCUCACCAUUGGCUGGCCUCCGCUGUUCUUCACCGUUAAUCCGGCAGAUAUGCAUGCAGCUUGUGCAGUCGUGGCAUCCGGACAGGUGUUGGACUUCGACGAUGACGGACGACCGCAGCAUAUCCCGAGCACGGUGGAAAAGUGGCGGCGUGUGAAGGAUGACCCGUACAGUUGCGCCGCUCUGCUGGUGGCCACCAAGGAGGUUCUGGUGGAAGAGCUCUUUGGGUUUGCGCCAGGCGCCAUGCAGCAGACCAACCCGCACUGCUUCUGCGGGCUCACGUUUGAGGUGGCGGUCAAGGUGGAACAGAGCGGCCGCCUUGCCCUGCACAUCCACGGUGUCGCACAUGUGGCCGCAUUUGCAGUCGAGCGUCUUCAGGCACUGUUCAACGGACCCAACUGCCGAGCGCUGGCCCUUGCAUACGCACUGUGCGCCAUGUGGUAUCCCUCGCCGUACUAUGACCCUUUCGUCCACGGAACAGAACACUGCGUCAUGGACAUGACCGUCGAAGAGGCCCGGCAGCAUGGCCGUGCACCUCCGCCCAUCGACAAGUCCUGCCCGCCAGCGUGCCACCCUAUGCUUGUGGAGGGCAAGCCCGGUACCGGAAAGACCCAGUUUGUACAAGCGCUCCUCUGGUACACUUUCCAGCAUGGCUGCCCGCACUGGGCGGCCACCUGUGCCUACUCAUGGGCUGCUGCAGUUGCAUUCAACACGCCGGUGCAUCGCAGCCUCUCUACCCACGCAAUGUUCGCCCUAUCUGCUGGCAGCAACCGAGCGGAAAGCGUCAGAAAAGGCAGCGCAGCCAGCCUACAGGUGCAUCGCAAUGUCGGCGAUGGUGCGCUCAUCAUUGACGAGAUCGGUAUGAACAGCCUGGACCAUCUGGGCGCAUGCAACCAGUCUUGCACUCGUCACCUGUUGCCGCCGUCGCAUCUCGCUCGUGACCACCCUGCAGCCACCAUCUUCAGCGGCCGCCCCAGCGCCAACACAGGCGACGAGUUCCAACACCCGAAGCCAGGUGGGCCGCCCCUCUACCGGUACGCCGCUGAUGUAGAAUGCAACCCCCAGUUCUCGCCCUCCGUCCCGGCCGCACAGCCUCUGCACGGAGAGGAGGACAACGAUGGCGACCCUAACGAGGCCGCUGCUGGAUCCCAAGGCGGUCAGCAGCAACCCGAAGUAGCAGCACGCCGGCCCCGGGCCGUCCCACAGGCUCAGAGCUGCAUACUCGAGGGCUUCCGGGUUUACCGAUCCCUGGCUAAGACCGUCUUCUUGCUGGAGAAGCAGCAGCGCCAGGACAGCAGUCCCUCUGGUCGUCGCCUGACAGAGUACGCCUCUAUGUUCGGCGGUGAGCCAGCCACAGAGCAGCGCAUAGCCGAAAUGGUUGACGACCUCAACAGCCGCGCCGUCGUCGACUUAGCCGACCUAGCGCACCUCGAGCCGCGCGUCGUGCUGCAGAGGAACGAACCACGCCACACGCUCAACACCCGCCUCAUAAUGCUGGAAGCACAGCGCAAGAACCAGCGCCUCGUGGUGUGGAAUGCGGACCACGUCCCUGUCCAGAAGCGCGGCGCCGCUGUAGAGCCGGCCCUGACACACGUGGAGAAAGCAGUUGCGAUGCGAAUAAAGGAUUACGACUUUGGCCACACCACCGCCGACACGUGGUACUACCAUGGCGCCCGAUACAUCCUCCUUGAUACGACGGCUGCCGAUGCCGGGGCGAGUCACAACAACGAGGUGGAAGCCUGCGGCCUGCUUGAGGAUGGCCGCGAGCCAGCAGAUGACGGCCACGGCCCCUACCGCCGGCUCAAGUACCUUCCAGCGGCCGUCAUUGUGCGGCCUAUAAACGGCCAUAUCCCCGACACCGUGCUGCGGGGCCUUGCAGACUACGCCAGCAGGGGUGGCGCCUUCAUCCUGUCACCCCGGGCGUCUUGCAUUGCCGAGGUGGAGAUGCCCGCCCCCGGGUGUGGCACCCUCACAAAGCAGGUCCGGCGCCUCAACGUACCGCUCGGCGACCGCCAGGCGGUCACCGAUUACUUCGUACAAGGCCGCAGCUUCAAAGAUGAAUGCUGGCUGGUGGAUCUUGCUGUCCCACCCAACGGCAUCAAGCGUGCCACCCUGUAUGUGCUGCUGACCCGCUUUAAGACGUUGGACCACGUCCGUCUGCUACGUCCACUUUAUACCACGCCACACGAGCGCAAGAAGGUCAUCAAACAAUUCCUCAGCGCAACCAAGCUCGAGCCGGAUCUGGCCGCCAACCUGCGCCUGCUGAAGCAGGCAGCACGCGAAACGGAGCAGCGGUACACCACCGAGUUCCAGCAUGCACGCCAGUUGGAAACCCGCUGGACCCGCUAG
Molecule: messenger RNA, 4287 nt
Organism: Volvox carteri f. nagariensis
Lineage: Eukaryota; Viridiplantae; Chlorophyta; Chlorophyceae; Chlamydomonadales; Volvocaceae
Exons: 7
Coding region: 1-4287 (1428 amino acids)
Source: RefSeq, a predicted model, not a curated record